Molecule: messenger RNA, 3278 nt
Organism: Lactuca virosa
Lineage: Eukaryota; Viridiplantae; Streptophyta; Magnoliopsida; Asterales; Asteraceae
Source: the annotation of a GenBank genome assembly
CUUCAAUUAAUAAUCUGGACCCACAGGCUUCCAAUUAACCUCUCCGUCUCUUCAAUUUCAAGAUCUCCAUCUCAUAAAACCCUAACUCAGCUUCAAUUGAUCUACCGAAAUUACUGAAUUUAGCGAUCGGGGACCUAUUUGCUGCGAUCAGUGGAAUUGAUCAGUUGAAGUAAUCGAGUGAUCCGGUUGAAUACCUUUUGAAGCUCUCUUCAAGACUUUAGCUUUUAUACAAAGCUUUGAUUCCGGUAGUAUGCUUCACGUACCUACGACGAUUGAGGAUCAGUUAAUUCUGAGAGCAAUCAAGGAAGAAUGUUCGUGGGAGGGUCUCCCUAAGCGUCUCCAGUCGACUCUAAACUCCAAGGAUGAAUGGCAUAGAAGGAUAACUGAACAUUGCAUUAAGAAAAGGCUCCAAUGGAACACAUCUUUUGUACGCAAAGUAUGCAGAGAAGCAGAAUAUUACGAGGAUAUGAUGCGGUAUCUUCGAAGGAAUUUAGCACUGUUUCCUUAUCACCUAGCGGAUUAUGUUUGUCGUGUAAUGAGGAUUUCUCCAUUCAGAUACUAUUGUGAUAUGAUAUUUGAAGUCAUGAAAAAUGAGCAACCUUACGAUAGCAUUCCAAAUUUUAGCGCAGCAGAUGCCCUUCGACUCACUGGUAUAGGAAGAAAUGAAUUCAUUGAUAUCAUGAACAAAUGUAGAUCCAAGAAAAUCAUGUGGAAGCUGAACAAGUCCAUUGCUAAGGAAUCAUUGCCCACAUAUCCUGUAGACUUUGCAAUUGAACCAUGGUGGGGAGUUUGUCUUGUCAACUUUACAUUGGAGGAAUUUAAGAAACUUUCAGAAGAAGAAUCAGCAACAAUCGACAAGAUAUGUAAAGAGGAAGCAAAUGCAUUCAUACUUUUUGAUCCUUCUGUCAUCAAGGGUCUUUACAGACGAGGGCUAAUUUACUUUGAUGUCCCUGUUUAUGCUGAUGAUCGCUUUAAAGUGUCUAGGCUAGAAGGGUUUGUUUCCAACAGAGAGCAGUCAUAUGAAGACCCCAUUGAGGAGUUACUGUAUGCGGUUUUUGUGGUAUCAAGUGAGAAUUCAACUGUUGCUGAGCUGGCAACAACAUUACAAGCCGAACUUUCUAAACUACAAGCUGCUGCUUCUUUUGCAUGUCGAUUAGGAUGGGCUGUAAAGUUAGUUGACACAGGAUCUAUUCUUCAAGAACAAAUUACAAGUGUCCUAAAUGAUGAAGAUGAUGCUUCUCUUGCUCCUGUGGGGUCCGCAAACAUAUCUACUGAUGCUGCUUUGUUUCAACAAGAUAAUUUAGGGACAGAAAAUCUUGGCCAAAAUUCCGGUUUUGCCCGUGUUGCAUUUGUAGUUGAUGCCAACAUAACAUCGUAUCUUAUGAUGGGGUCCGUUUCACCUGGAUUAAAAUCUCAUGCGGUAACACUAUACGAAGCAGGAAAACUCGGCCACACCAGUAUUGAAGAUCUUUGCAAAGAUCUAACCACAUUAGAAGGUGCAAAAUUUGAAGGAGAGCUUCAAGAAUUUGCAAACCAUGCAUUUAGCCUUAAAUGUGUUCUAGAAUGCUUAAAAUCUGGUGGACUCGCUCCUGAUGAACUCGAGAUUGAUAUUGAUUCUUCAACCAAUGAAGAACUUACAUCCAUGGUAUCCGAUAUUUCACUAAAAGAACACAAUAUUGAAAAUGGAAAUACUGAUAAUUUUGAAACUAGAAAAAAAGUGAGGAAAUACCGAGUUGAUAUUUUACGAUGUGAAAGCUUAGCUAAUCUUCCGGGACCCACACUCGAUCGAUUAUAUCAACGGGACUACGACAUUAUCGUCUCGAUGGUCCCACUUCCUGUUUCUUCGUUAUUACCGGGCCCGAAAGGCCCGAUCCAUUUCGGCCCACCUUCUCACUCCUCCAUGUCACCAUGGAUGAAUUUAGUUUUAUAUUCCACUAUCAAUAGUGGGCCCGUUUCGGUCGUUUUAAUGAAAGGACAAUGUCUAAGACUACUCCCGGCCCCACUAGCGGGUUGUGAAAAAGCCCUUUUAUGGUCAUGGGACGGGUCAACCGUUGCAGGGUUAGGAUCCAAAUUCGAAGGAAAUUUAGUCAAAGGUAACAUUCUUUUACAUUGUCUAAACUCACUCCUCAAACACACUGCAAUUUUAGUUCAACCCUUUAGUAAAUUUGACCUAAACGAAUCCGGGAAAUUAACCACACUCGACAUUCCACUCCCAUUAAAAAAUUCCGAUGGUUCAUUUGCGGAUAUCGGAUCGGAAUUAGGGCUUGCGGAUGACGAAAGUACGAAAUUGACCUUGUUGUUGUGUGAUUUGGAGAAGAGGUUGUCGUUAUGGACGGUGGGGUAUAUUCGUCUUUUGAAACUUUCUAAAGGAAACGCGAAUGUUUUUACCCCCGAGUGGGUCCCGUUGUGUGUCGAGUUUGGGGUCCCGUUGUUUAGUCCGAAGCUAUGCAAGUUUAUUUGUAAUCGGGUGGUGGUGUCUCAAUUGCUUCAGACGGAUUUGUUUAAAGAACAUCAUGAUGCAAUGAGGGAAUUGAGAGAAAAAUUGAAUUCCAUUUGUUUGGAGUAUGAAGCAACGGGUUCGAGUGCAAAGAUGCUUUAUAAUAAUCGGGAGGCUAAAAAAAGUCAACUCAUGUCGUAUGCAAGUCAAAGAUGGAAUCCGAUUACAGAACCUUCUUCUCCGAUUUCGGGAACGAGUGAUUAUCAGAGAAUAAAACUUGCUAAUCGACAAAGAUGUCACACAGAAAUCUUGAGCUUUGAUGGGCAUAUCUUAAGAUCAUAUGCAUUGGCUGAAGGAUAUGAAGAUGCUACGAAAAUGAAUGAAGAGAUAUCUCGAAUAAACAAUGUUAAAGGUGACCCAGAUGAUAAAGACAAUGGGGAAACUGUCUUGCCAGGUGUCAAUCUCCUAUUCGAUGGAUCUGAAUUGCGUCCUUUUGACAUUGGUGCUUGCCUUCAAGCCCGACAACCCGCAGCUUUGAUUGCCGAGGCUUCAGCACUGGCUAAAAACGAGAAGAUGCUUCCCAGUUUGUAUUAAGUGAAUGAAUAUCGAUAUUUUAUGUCUAGACUACAACUUUUAUUGCACAAGGUACAAGUCUAUACUUUUGUUUAUUAUUUACAAGUUGUGUUUACACAUAUAUAUGAACUGUGAUGAUGUUCCGGAAAUUGUGUUGUGCUUUUUGAACAUGGUGUAAGGAGAAGAUUAGUGUGCCUUUUUCACCUACAUUUGGUUAUUAAUUCGAUUCGUUUUUUCUUUUUACUUUUUGUAUAAGUUGAAUUGUGGU